Messenger RNA from Microbotryum saponariae, 150 nucleotides. Lineage: Eukaryota; Fungi; Basidiomycota; Microbotryomycetes; Microbotryales; Microbotryaceae. The record is from the annotation of a GenBank genome assembly.
AUGUGGGGACAUGUGUCGGUCAAGUGUCCGCACAUGGCGGUCUGCGGUCCGCACUUGGCCCAGCAAAGUGCGGACCCAUCCGGCCGCACUCCGAGUCCGCCUGAGAAUCUCGAGCAGUUCAAAGAAGAGACAUACUUGCUACUCUGUUGA